Messenger RNA from Rhododendron vialii, 1824 nucleotides. Its product is annotated as zinc finger BED domain-containing protein RICESLEEPER 1-like. The transcript has 3 exons. The coding region runs from base 267 to 1127 and encodes 286 amino acids. Gene Ontology annotation, molecular function: DNA binding. The record is from RefSeq and is a predicted model, not a curated record. NCBI's taxonomy places the organism in Eukaryota, Viridiplantae, Streptophyta, Magnoliopsida, Ericales, Ericaceae.
AUGUCUAUGAAAUUGAAAAGAGCAAGUUGUACUCAUUUUUGGAUGAGCUUUCUUGUAAGAUGACUCUGACGACUGAUAUAUGGACCUCGGACCAUCAAAACUUUGGGCAUAUAUGUUUGACUGCGCAUUUCAUUACUGACAAUUGGGAACUUAAGAAGAAAAUUCUUGCUUUUAAAAAGAUUGAAUACCUGCAUGAUGGAGAGACUUUGUUUAGAUUUAUCAAGGAUUUGAUCUUGUAGUGGAAAAUAGACAAAAAGUUGUUUUCAAUGGUUGUUGAUAAUGCAACAAGUAAUGAUGUCAUGGUUAGGCUUCUAAAGAGUUGGUUAAAGGAGAAGUCAUUAUUGUGUUCGAAGGGGGCAUUGUUUCAUGUGCGUUGUAGUGCACACAUUCUUAAUCUGAUUGUUCAGGAUGGGUUGCAAGUUAUUGUGAGUUUGAUAUCGAAAAUUCGUGAUAGUGUGCGGUAUUUGAAGCGGUCCCCUUCUGGGAAACAAAAAUUUGAUCUUGCAGUGAGCCAAUUGAAGUUGAAUGGUUUGAAAAAAGUCCCCAUGGAUGUUCCUACUAGAUGGAACUCCACUUAUGAGAUGCUUGAAGCCGCAUUACCUUUGAGGGAUGCAUUUGCUCGCUUGGACUUAAUUGAUAAGAACUAUGACCACAAUCCUUCAGACGAGGAAUGGGAGAUAGCAACGAUAAUUUGUGAGUGCUUGGAAGUAUUUUUUAAAGCCACAUGUCAUUUCAGUGGCACAUGUUUUCCCACAUCAAAUGUAUUUUUCCCUGAGAUAUGCAAGAUACAAAUGCAACUUAACGAGUGGGAGACAAGUGAAUAUGACUUUCUUCGUUUGAUGGCUAAGCCUAUGAGUCAGAAGUUUGCAAAAUAUUGGGACGAGUCUUGCUUGGCACUCGCAAUUUCUGUAGUUCUUGACCCAAGAUGCAAAAUGGCUGUGGUGGAGUUUUAUUAUGAGCAAAUAUAUGGCCCUUGCGAGUCCACCAGUUACAUUGACAGGGUCCAUACUAUCUUUUCUAAGCUUUUUGAUGAGUACGACAGUGGCGGAGGUGUUUUAGAGGGUAGUAGCUCGAGUCGAAGUCACGCGGUCAUGGGUUCUUCCAAACAUAACUUGGAUGGCUUUUAGGAGUGGUACGAAAAGGCACAUGCUUCUAGCAUCCGUGCGUUCCAGAAAUCAGAGAUGGACAAGUACUUAGAGGAGAUUGUGUUUCCAAAUACUGAGGACUUUAAUAUUUUACAUUGGUGGAAGGUAAACAGUGGGAAAUAUCAUACUUUGGCAAGGAUGGCACGUGAUAUUUUGGCUGUUCCGGCUACUACAGAUGCUUCGGAGGCGGCGUUUAGCGUGGGAGGUAAAGUAAUUGAUGAAAGUCGUGCUUCUUUACUUCCGGAUAUCAUAGAGGCUUUGAUGACUACCAAUGAUUGGAUUGAAUCCCAUAAGAAAAUAAGUAAGUUUGAUGAAGCAAGUGUUGCCGAACAACGAUGUUAAUAGAGGUAAAGGCGUUGCAAGGCCUAAAGAUGGGUUCUAACCAUAUGCUUCUGACUUUGAUAUUGUUGAUGAGGCUAGUAGCAGGAGGGGUGGUGGAGGAGGGGUCUCCUUUUGUUUUCGAAUAGAUGGAGCUUGGCAAAAACAAGGAAUUGCAAAUGCUGCCAUCUUCAUGGACAGUUUGCUUCUUAUUAAUUUUUUGCAAAAAGAUAUUAAACCAGAUGAGUGGUUAUGUAAUAGGUUGAACUCUAUAUCGAUUGUAAAUUUUAGCAAAGUCUCAGUGCAAGGAAGGGCUAGUUAUUGUAUGACUGUUGUAUUUUGGUAAUGGUAUAGUUUGGAU